Messenger RNA from Strigops habroptila (Kakapo), 6116 nucleotides. It is a transcript of the gene KITLG, whose product is annotated as KIT ligand. Lineage: Eukaryota; Metazoa; Chordata; Aves; Psittaciformes; Psittacidae. The transcript has 10 exons. Gene Ontology annotation, cellular component: plasma membrane. Gene Ontology annotation, molecular function: cytokine activity; stem cell factor receptor binding. Gene Ontology annotation, biological process: positive regulation of cell population proliferation; cell adhesion. The coding region runs from base 1197 to 2054 and encodes 285 amino acids. The record is from RefSeq and is a predicted model, not a curated record.
CCAGCAGGACUUCACGCAGCAGAAAACAAUCGUUAUUUUUCUACACUCAGCACUAAUACAUUAUUUACACAGGACGCAAAUUGUAGUAGCAUAUUAUAAGACCUGCAGGAUCACCUUUACGCAAGCAUUAGGAGGCACUGCUCAACAACUUUUCUGCGGCUGGAGCAGGUAAAGGGAGUUUUCAGGCUCCAGUCGAAAUGCUCGUUCCAGCGCCUGACUUGUAUUCGCCGAUUAUGGAAAGGCAGCGCUGAAAUGGAAAUCGCAAAUCCGGAGUUGCCUCUUGGGUGUGCACGCCGCUGCCGCAACUACGUGCUGCGCUGAAAAUACCGGGCAGUGCCUGGGAGCCCCGCCAGCGCGCCGAGCCCGCUGCAUCCCCGCCGCGGGACGAGGCGGCGCCCCGGCGGCGGGACGGGCCCCCACAGGGACCCCGCUUCUCACCGGCGUGGGUGGGGGGACCCAACCCAAGGGUUUGGCUCCCCGCCGGCAGCCUAAUUGCCCUCGAGUGCCGUGGCGGCUACCGGCGCCCUGCGCGGACGAGGCCGGAGCCCCCUGUCCCGCUCCGCCCCACUCGCCUGGGGUCGCCUCUCCCGGUCACCGCCGACCCCCCGGGCACCGGGCGGGAGAAGCCUUCUGCUUCCCCCUUCCCUCGCUGGGACCGGUACCGAGCUCUCCCCUUCACGCACCUCCCGCAUCCCCGCCUGCCGCUCCCCCGCGGCAGCCAGCCCGCGGCCCCGCCAGCCCAGCGGCGGACGCGCUUCCCUCCCGCGCAGGAAAAGGGCAGGCCCGGCUUGUUUCUGCCUCCAACUUCCCCUAAGUUAACUCGGGUUUCCCCCUCCCUACGGGGUCUGCCUGGGCUCCCCAUCCUCCAGGAGGGCGGGAGGGAGGGGAAAGGCGUGUCUUGCCUGUGCUGCCGCUGCCGCCGCCGCUGCUGGAGGCAGAUCGGAGAUAUAAAAGACCUGGCCGGGCGCCGGCGGUGCCUCCAGUCAGCGCGGACGCUCACACCGCGGAGAGCGGGGCGCAGCGGGGCGCGUAAAGCGGCGGCGGGGGGCAACGCGGCAGGCGGAGGCAGCGCGGGGCUCGCCGUGGGCAACCCCAAUGCGUGGACUAUCCGCUGCUGCGUUAUGCUGGAGCUACAGUUCCGCUGAAGGGAGUUUCCGCACGGCCGGCUGGGCUGGACUGCAGCGCUGCCGUUCCUUAUGAAGAAGGCACAAACUUGGAUUAUCACUUGCUUUUGUCUUCAACUGCUCCUACUUAAUCCUCUUGUCAAAGCCCAGAGUUCCUGCGGGAAUCCGGUGACAGAUGAUGUAAAUGACAUUGCAAAAUUGGUUGGAAAUCUCCCAAAUGAUUAUAUGAUAACCCUUAAAUAUGUCCCGAAGAUGGAUAGUCUGCCUAAUCACUGUUGGUUGCAUUUGAUGGUGCCUGAAUUUUCAAGGAGUCUACAUAAUCUUCUCCAGAAAUUUUCAGAUAUUUCAGAUAUGUCUGAUGUUUUAAGCAACUAUUCAAUCAUCAAUAAUCUCACAAGGAUAAUUAAUGAUCUUAUGGCAUGCCUAGCUUUUGAUAAAAAUAAGGAUUUUGUAAAAGAAAAUGGUCACCUUUAUGAAGAAGGUCACUUCAUUCCUGAGGAUUUUUUUAGGCACUUUAAUAAUACCAUUGAGGUCUACAAGGAGUUUGCAGACAUAUUGGAUAAGAAUGACUGCAUUCUACCUUCAACAGUAGAAACACCAGAGAAUGAUUCCAGAGUCGCUGUCACAAAAACAUUUUUGUUUCCUCCUGUUGCUGCCAGCUCCCUUAGGAAUGACAGCAUUGGCAGUAACACUAGCAGUAACAAGGAGGCGCUUGGCUUCAUUAGCAGCUCCAGCCUGCAAGGGAUCAGCAUAGCACUGACAUCAUUGCUGUCUCUUCUUAUGGGCUUUAUUUUGGGAGCCAUAUACUGGAAGAAAACACAUCCCAAAACCAGACCAGAAAGUGGUGAAACCACACAGUGUCAUGACUGUCAAGAGGAAAAUGAGAUAAGUAUGUUGCAGCAAAAAGAAAAGGAACAUCUACAAGUGUAGCUGUUGCUUUUUCUCCCUCAACACUGUUACUGUUUCAUGUACUGGCAGGUAACAGUUCCAUGUUCGCUUCAUAAAUGAAGCAGCUUUAAGCACAUUCUUAUUCCUUCUGGAGUGACAGACUGAGUCUGCAUCUGUUGUUGCUGCCCAUGACUCCAUAGAGAUGCUGUAGAAAUGAGGACAAUUUGUGUUUGUUACUGUGAAACCAACACUGAAUCGACGACAAGAAGAGUGUGCAGUUAGCAGGACUGUAUCUAUGUGAAUACCUACCUUGUCUGGCAUUUGGGGAUUUUUAAUUGCAUUGAAACUUGCAGCUGACUCUGGCAAACAAAAUACAUGUCCUGAACAAAAAGUAUCUUUCAAAUGCCUCCCUCCAACUGUGUGUAAUCACUGAAAGUCAUAAAUACCUUUACAUCCUUAAUUUAAGUUCUGUGUCCUCUUCCUUACCUUGGUGUCUUCAGAUGGAGUUUUCUGAACUGAGAGAAAACAGAAAUGGAUACAGAUAACAUACUUUUCAAUGUUGUAUAUAAAACUUGAAAGCAAAGUCAUGCCAUGGACCCGUGUUCUAGCCUUUUACUUAUAAGGAGUGGUUUUUGCCUGGCAGAAGUCAUGUGUACAGCAACAUGUGAUCUCUGUUGGGUGUCAGGUGGCUGGUUGCUCACCCCAGAAAGCCUCAAGAAUUCAUCAGCCUUGGUGGUCUCUGUUCAGGAGAAGCAAAUACUGGAUGAGGACAAAGUAAACAGGACGUGAAUGUACCUCAUGGAGCUUCAAAGCAUUAAGAGUAAUUGCUGGGUAUGUGAGCACUGGUGAAAUAUCCAGCCACGCCAAUGGAAGGGAAAGAGUCUGAAUUGCGUUCAAACAUCAGAAUAAAGACAAACCCAUGAAAUGCAUUUUAAAUGCUGAAUAUGCAUGCCAUUGAUACCUUGUCUUUAAAUGUAUAGCAUAGAAAAUCUGAAAGAUCCUGAGAGUGUACUUAGCUUUUACUUACAUCAGCUGUAAUUAAUGUUUGCAUUGUGUUUUAAGUGUUUAGUAAGCUUUAAUAUCCUGUCAUUCUGCACUUUUAAAGUUAAUUCUCUCAAACGAGAAAGGCUUUAUUUCCCACUUGUCUUCUGCAUCUUUUGCUGUUAUAGCAUCCAUAAUCUGUACAAGACUGAUGUACAGACAUGCAUUUUCAAGUAAAUCGUAAAAAUACCAUGCUAAAUGUUACAAGUGUAGUUGUGCAUCUUUUCAUCUUGAUUCUUUCCAGAUAAUGGGUAUCAAUUAUUUAUCUGUAUUAGGGGUUUGUACUUCAGAAGGUAAAGGUGGCUGACUUCAAAUGAUAAACUGUUGUCUGUCAUCAAACUGACAAGGUCAGCAAGAGGUUUAGUUUAAGUAACUUGAAAACUUAAAAAACCCACUAUCAUUUUAAUGUUUUGCAUAAAGUUGGAGUCCUCUUUAAAGUACAUAGUUACUUAUUUUUUUUAAGAAUUUUUAACACAGUUUUAAUCAUCUGCUGAAUUUUCCGAGAACCAUGCAUAAAAAGAAUACGACAUACAUAUAAUACAUAUGUGUGUGUGUGUGUGUGCAUGUGCGUGUGUGUGUGUGUAUUUCUGGUAAAACUGAUUCAUCUUUCAUGCUUGCCAAAAGAGAAAAAAACUGAAAACCUUACUAUGUUUGAUGAUAGAGCUUACGUAUAUGUAUGUAUGUAUGUAUGUAGCCACUCUGGAAUUUUGACCCUACUGAGAUCAAUUUCAAAACUUCUCAUGAAUUCAGUGACAAGGAUUUGAUCAUGUGGAACUAUUUUUUAUUUAUACUGAGGCCUUUUUGCACUUCCUGUGUGUCAGAAAAGGGUCCUCAAGUCCUGCUCAGCUGGUACAAAUUAGCAUAGUUCUAUCAAUAUUAACAGAGCUUUGGGGGUUGCAUCAUCUAAGAAACUUAGACUCAAUCAAAAGAAACUUAGCAUGAGAAUUAGGCUUUCAUUUUUAUUCAGAAGUUGCUGGAGCACUCACCACUUAAUAAGAAAAUAAUCAGGGUUUAUCAUCACUUCUAAAAAGCAAGUGCAUUCCAAAUUUUAGCUCUGCAAAAAUCAAACAACAGAAUUCCCCAUCUAUAGCUGAGUCUUAUUUGACAUUGUGUAGUUCUUUACUCACAAGGCCCUCAGACUUUGUGUUUUAAACUUGUUUAAGAGUUACCCUGAAAGAAAUGUCAGCAUGACCUAAUUUAUGGGGAAAUUGCACCUUAUUGGUAAUGUAGAGAAUAACUGCAUAUUGGUUUUGACAGAGCAGAAAAGAAUCCAUAGUAAAUGGAAGCAAUUAUCUUUGUGUUGCUAUAGAAUAUGGUCUCAAAGCAAGCUUAUGCAUUUGAAGCUUUGCAGUAUUUUUCUUAGAUUCAGUUAAACAAAAAUAUUGUGUUUAUUUAUGUUCUUUGUUCAUAAGAAUGUUAGUUUUCCUAACCCUAAGCAUAUUUUUUUUCCAGAAACUCAAAUACAUGAUAAACUUACACAUUGGUAUGCCCCAAAUUAUACUUUGAUAUUCAAAAUGUAUGAUGUUUUCAGCUCCUUGAAGGAGCUUCAGCUGCUGUUCAAUACCAUAGAAAUUAUCAAUUGUAAAUUGAAACAUACAUUAAAACCAGAUGGACUGCUGCAAAAUGUUCACCUUCCAAGCAUAACAUCUUAAAAUAGUAGCUAAGUGACUUUCAAAUAAUGUGAGAUACUUUAAUCUUUUCUGUGGAACAAGGCAAAUUUAAGGCUACAUGAGAAUAUUUAUAAACUUUACAACUUCAUAUUACAUAUAUGCACCAAAGUAGAUUGACACAUGGAGUAGAAGAACUGUUGUUGAAGCCCAUGAUUUUCCUGUUCUCUGCACACCUUUUUGAGAGAUCUGAACAAAACACUGGGUAUUCUCAAUCAUUUUGCAAAGCAGGAGGACACUUCUAGACAUUUGUCAGUACAGUGAAUGGCAUAGCAUUUGGAAACAUGAUAGCCCAAUUUAUCUACCCACUGAGGAGGCCCUAACUUUGAACAUAGUGAUACUUUGAAAGACUACUGACCUGUGAGACAUCUUUGAAAUCAAUGGAAAUAUAAUAUGUUGCUAUUCAGUGGGAGCAGGUAUGGCAGGAAUAGUCCUUUAUUUUCUUCUUUAUGCAGUUGUAAGCUAUUUAACUUCUGAAGAGUGAUCAGUUUUUCAGUCUUCUUUUUGGGUAGACAGAGCCCAUACAUUAACACAGUCAGAAAAGUAACUCCCUUUCUCUUAAAAUUGGGGAAAAGCAAGUGUUGUAUUUUUUAUACAAAAGUCAACCAAAUUUGUUUUUGAGGUAUCUGUGGGUUUGUGAGAAACUGAUAUUUUUAGGUUUCCUUGGAGUAGUUGAAUUUUGCAUGCAAUUAAUAGUGGCCUUGUGAGAAUAAAAAGCUAGUGAUAUGCUGAGUAGCUCAGUGUGCUACUUUAGAUGUGUGUUUACUUGAAUAAAUUAAUGGUACUUAUUUCAUCACAAGGUCAUCUUAUAAGUAAGUUUAUAAAACGUGCUAUACAAUGGACUAUGUGCACAACCUGCACAUUUUUUAGAUUCUGAUCAUCAGCUGUUUCUCUGUUGCUCUCUCUUUGUAAUAUGCUGAAACUGUCCAGUAAACCUAAUACAAAUAUAUAAAUUGAAAAGCUAACUGUAUACUUAAAAUACAGAUAUUCUGAGUUAGAUUUACAUUUAAGAAUUAUCCAACAUUCUUCAAUUCAGGAAUCUGAUUCAACCGUCUUUUAAAUGCAGAUCUACAAUAACGGUGGCAUGUUGCUAUUAUGUUAUCAAAUUGAUGGAACGCGGAAACUUCAGACUCUUUAGUGAUAGAGAUGCAGAUAUUUGCUGGUUGUGUCGUGGGCAAAUUCAUUUAUUUCAGUGUAAAUGUCAGUACAGUCUUACAUAGUUACAUUCUGACUGAAGGUAAUCAGCAAAGUUUAUAAAAUGUGAUGUGUAUGUAUAUAUGUGUCCUCUUAAAGAUAGAUGUUUUCCCUGAUCCUUUUUUAUACCAGUUCAAAUUUGGAAUUUACAUUAUAUACAUAUACUUUAUUGUUCUAAAUAAAGAUAUUAUGCGCUGCCAAA